Messenger RNA from Ficedula albicollis (Collared flycatcher), 4797 nucleotides. RefSeq names its product formin homology 2 domain containing 3 (gene FHOD3). Bases 18 to 4778 code for a protein of 1586 amino acids. Gene Ontology annotation, biological process: cortical actin cytoskeleton organization; cardiac myofibril assembly; actin filament network formation. Gene Ontology annotation, molecular function: actin filament binding. The record is from RefSeq and is a predicted model, not a curated record. Lineage: Eukaryota; Metazoa; Chordata; Aves; Passeriformes; Muscicapidae. The transcript is spliced from 29 exons. Gene Ontology annotation, cellular component: cytoplasm; cytoskeleton.
CGGUGCAUGGAUGCGCCAUGGCCACGCUGGUGUGCCGGGUGCAGCUGCUGGAUGACACCGACCCCUUCAACAGCACCAACUUCCCCGAGCCCACCCGGCCGCCGCUGUACACCUUCCGGGAGGACAUCCCGCUCGCCACCCAGCUGGCCGGGGUGCACCGCCUGCUCCGCGCCCCGCAGAAGCUUGAUGACUGCACCUUGCAAUUGUCUCAUAAUGGUACCUAUCUGGAUCUAGAAUCCACCCUAGCAGAGCAAAGAGAUGAAUUAGAAGGCUUCCAGGAGGAUGCUGGGAGGGGCAAGAAGCACAGCAUAAUUCUGAGGACCCAGCUGUCAGUGAGAGUCCAUGCCUGCAUUGAAAAACUUUACAAUUCCAAUGGACGGGAGCUGAGACGGGCACUUUUUUCCUUGAAACAAAUAUUUCAGGAUGACAAGGACCUGGUUCAUGAGUUCGUUGUUGCUGAAGGUCUGACUUGCUUGAUCAAAGUGGGGGCAGAAGCCGACCAGAAUUAUCAGAACUACAUCCUGAGAGCUUUGGGCCAGAUAAUGCUUUAUGUUGAUGGCAUGAAUGGAGUGAUAAAUCAUAAUGAAACUAUCCAAUGGCUGUACACGCUUAUUGGCUCAAAGUUUCGCCUGGUGGUAAAAACAGCACUGAAGCUGCUGCUGGUGUUUGUGGAGUACACAGAAUCCAAUGCACCCCUUUUGAUCCAGGCAGUAUCUACUGUGGAUGAAAAGAGAGGAGCUAAGCCAUGGUCCAACAUCAUGGAGAUACUGGAGGAGAAGGACGGAGUUGAUACAGAACUACUGGUUUAUGCAAUGACCUUGGUUAACAAGACGCUGUCAGGAUUGCCAGAUCAAGACUCUUUCUACGAUGUGGUGGACUGUCUGGAAGAGCUAGGCAUUGAAGCUAUUUCACAGAGACACUUGAACAAGAAAGGAACAGACUUGGACUUAGUUGAGCAAUUUAACAUUUACGAGGUGACCCUGCGGCUGGAGGAUGGCGAGGAGGGCGCGGACCCCCCCGUGCCGGGCCACGGGCAGCGCGGGGAGGAGCUCAGUGAGAGUGGGCUGACAGCUGAGAGCCCCAUGGUCUCACAGGCUGAUAACAAGGAUGACAGUGCAUUUGAGGAUGAGUUUAAAGCAUCUUCAGUAGAGGACGAAUAUGAAGAGGAGGAAGAAGAACAGCCAGUCACAGAGCCCAAUACUGAGGAUGAGGGGGAGGAAGAGGCCAAUAGGCAGGUCAAAGCCAGUGAGGUUCCAGAUGUGCAUGAGGCUGUGAAGGAAAGCUUUUCACAGUGUUCUGACUCUUCAGCUGUCUCCAGUGCCAUUUCUCCAGCUGAGAGGCCUCUCGCCUGCUCUAGAGCAAAGAGCUUUUCUAGCAACUCCUCUUCUGUGCCUGACUCAUCUGUCUCUCAUCAUAAUUCUGUCCUUUCAUCACCAUCUUCACCUGCAACAGCAUUGCUGAGCUCUCCCCAAAAUUCCUCUGCCUCCAUUACUCCAAAGGCAUCUCCAACGGUGGAAAAAUUACCUUAUGUACCACACACUCCUUUUCACCUCUUCUCAUAUGACUUUGAAGAGUCUCCAGCAUCUGUGAAAGAGAAGGAAGCAGAAAUGAUGAGGGAAAACAGAUACAAUAGCUAUGGCAGCAGCUCUUACUCUUCUCCACGACCUUAUGCUGGUGUGAGUGCCCCUACAACACCCACUACUCGUUAUGGGACAACUCUGUCACCGCCUCAGGAGACCAAAUCUGACAGGCCAGCUUUGGGUGGUCUCCUUACAUCAUCUUUUCGGCAGCACCAGGAGUCCUUGGCAGCAGAAAGAGAAAGACGGCGUCAGGAGAGAGAAGAAAGGUUGCAAAGGAUAGAACGUGAAGAAAGAAACAAAUUCAACCGUGAUUAUUUAGACAAAAGAGAAGAACUAAGACAAGCAAGAGAAGAGAGAUACAAAUACUUGGAGAAGUUGGCAGCAGAGGAGUAUGAGAAGGAGCUGAAGACUCGGAGUGUCAGCCGAGGCAGAAGUGAGCUGUCCUUGAAUCUGAGAUCUCCUUCAGCUCCAUCCUCACCUGUACCCAAGUGCAUCAGCCCAGCAUCCAUAGAGUCCCAGGAAGAGCUGAAGACCCCUUCCAUCCCGUGUGGAACUCCUCAGCCCUCAGAAGUGAGUGCCAGUGAACCCGAACCAGAGACAGAGACAGAACCAGAACCAGAAGCAGAGCAGGAGGCUGAGGCUGAGGCCAAGCAGGGAACGGAGACACCCAAGGAAAUAGAGGCUACAGAGGUGGGACCAGAGAGUGAGGUGGAGCAAGGACCAGAGAGAGAGCCAGAAGAAAGUGCAAUACUCAGUGAAAAGGAGAGGCAGAAUGAGGAAGUGAAUGAAAAAGACAACUGUUCUGCAUCCAGUAUAUCCUCAGCAAGCAGCACUUUAGAGAGGGAAGAGAGAGAGGACAAGUUAACCAGUGACAAUGAAACUGGUCCAUGGUCACAGACCAUUCAGGAUGCUGGUGUGAAUGAGCAGUGCAGCAACAUCCUCAACAACAAGCGGUUCAUGCUGGACAUGUUGUAUGCCCAUAACAAAAAGCCCAAAGAUGAAGAGGAGAAGGAGCUGGAGGCGAAGGAGGAAAAGAAGGAGACGGAGGAAAGCGAGGAGUCACUCACUAGCCUAGCCAGCAGGAUCUCUAUUCUUCAGGCCACAAAGCAGGCCAAAGAUGAAAGCGUCAAAAAGAUGGAGAUUGGAAAUCUGGACAACCAAGGCAGUGUGAAAGCCUUUGCAGAAAAGUUUAACAGUGGUGAGCUGGCUAAGGGAACAGCAGUGCCUGAAGAUGAAAUAAGUGAACAGGUCCCUGAGAAAACACCAGCACAGACAAAGAAGGAAUCUGAUUACAUCUGGGAUCAGCUCAUGGCUAAUCCUCGAGAACUGAAAAUCAAAGACAUGGAUUUUACAGACUUGGGGGAGGAGGAUGAUGUAGAUGUGUUGGACAUGGAUAUGGGUCCUGGGGACUCCCUUGCUCCCCCCCCUCCACCUCCACCUUCUUUUCUGGGUUUGCCUCCUCCACCGCCUCCCCCCUUGUUUGGAUGUCCGCCUCCACCUCCGCCCUCUGCUAAUUUAUUGGCUCCUCCUCCACUGUUCAGCUCUCCUCAGGGUUUAGGGUCACCCCAGGUUUCCAGGGGUCAGCCAGCAUUUAUAAAGAAGAAGAAAACCAUCCGUCUGUUUUGGAAUGAGGUACGGCCAUUUGAGUGGCAGUGUAAAAACAACAAACGCUGCAGAGAAUUCCUGUGGUCCAAACUGGAACCCAUUAAGGUGGACACUUCCAAACUGGAGCAUCUCUUUGAGUCUAAAUCCAAGGAACUGCCUGUCACAAAGAAAACUGCUGCAGAUGGGAAGCGACAGGAGAUCAUUGUGUUGGACUCAAAGCGAAGCAAUGCCAUUAAUAUUGGCUUGACUGUGUUGCCCCCUCCCCGCACCAUCAAGACUGCUAUUUUGAACUUUGAUGAAUAUGCCUUAAAUAAGGAAGGAAUAGAGAAAAUCCUGACCAUGAUCCCAACGGAGGAGGAAAAGCAGAAGAUCCAGGAGGCGCAGCUGGCGAAUCCCGAUGUGCCCCUGGGCAGCGCCGAGCAGUUCCUUCUCACCCUCUCCUCCAUCAGCGAGCUCUCUGCCAGGCUCCAGCUCUGGGCUUUCAAGAUGGACUAUGAGAUAGUGGAAAAGGAAGUUGCAGAACCACUGCUAGACCUGAAGGAGGGAAUGGACCAACUGGAGCACAAUAAAACUUUGGGGUUUAUCCUUUCCACUCUACUGGCCAUUGGGAACUUUCUGAACGGAACCAACGCCAAAGCUUUUGAGUUGAGCUACCUCGAGAAGGUUCCAGAAGUCAAGGACACAGUGCACAAACAGUCCCUCCUGCACCACGUCUGCACUAUGGUGGUAGAAAAGUUCCCAGACAGCACUGAUCUUUAUUCAGAGAUUGGGGCCAUCACUAGGUCAGCCAAGGUUGACUUUGAACAACUCCAGGAAAACUUAUGUCAGAUGGAAAGACGGUGCAAAGCAUCAUGGGAUCACCUUAAGGCUAUAGCAAAACAUGAAAUGAAGCCAAGUCUAAAGCAAAAAAUGUCUGAGUUCCUUAAAGACUGUGCAGAAAGAAUCAUAAUCCUGAAGAUUGUUCAUAGAAGAAUAAUUAACAGGUUUCACUCAUUUUUGUUAUUUAUGGGCCAUCCUCCCUACGCAAUACGUGAAGUCAACAUCAAUAAGUUCUGCAAAAUUAUAAGUGAAUUUGCUCUGGAGUACCGCACCACCAGGGAACGAGUUCUGCAGCAAAAACAGAAACGAGCUAACCACAGGGAAAGAAACAAGACCAGAGGGAAAAUGAUAACAGAUUCCGGCAAGUUCUGCAGCAGCUGCCCUCCCUGCCAGAGCCAGCCGCAGGGCCUGCAGUACGCCGAGGACGCUGCCGAGCACGAGAACAUGAAGGCCGUGCUCAAGAGCUGCUCCGCGGCCGGGGACGGCAGCAUGGCGCUCGGCGUCCGCACUCGGAGCCGCGCCAGCCGAGGCCGUAUCGGCUCGUGGAACGCUGGCACCGACGACUCGCCGAGCGCGACGGAUGACGCCGCGGAUGAGAUCAUGGAUCGCAUUGUCAAGUCCGCCACCCAAGUGCCAAGCCAGCGAGCCGUGCCUAGAGAGAGGAAGCGGUCACGAGCAAACAGGAAGUCAUUGAGAAGGACACUAAAGAGUGGGCUAACACCAGAAGAAGCCAAAGCACUGGGCCUCAUCAGCACUUCUGAGAUGCAGGUUUGACAUCCCAGGGGUGGUGCCG